This is a messenger RNA of Mollisia scopiformis, 2431 nucleotides long. RefSeq names its product HET-domain-containing protein. The record is from RefSeq and is a predicted model, not a curated record. Bases 156 to 2384 code for a protein of 742 amino acids. Lineage: Eukaryota; Fungi; Ascomycota; Leotiomycetes; Helotiales; Mollisiaceae. The transcript is spliced from 2 exons.
AGAUCAACAUUUCUCCCAAUCCCCCCCAUAUGCUUUAUUUUGAACAAUUUCAAUCCUUUUGCUCGCUAUCUCCGACUAGGAUUAAAUGGCUUUGUUCUGAGCCCUGUUGAUGUCGCUUUUUUCGUAGCACAUGCGUGCGCUAUAUAUGCCGUAUCAUGGCUCAAAGAACUGCAGAAUCAGCAGACGAGCUUCAAAUGAACACAAUUCUAGACUCUUUAGAGCUAUCGGAUGAGGAAGGCACAUAUUUUUCUAGCGAGCCUGAGGAAAGCACGUCGAGAAGUAAUACAAACGACAUACAAUCGAGCAUUGACUUUGACGAUGCGCUCUGCGAUACCUGCAAAGAGAUCGGUGCCAAUUUUAUUCGUCGCGGGACUGAGAACGUUGUCUGUAGCGAGUUAGUAGACGAGAGAGCAGGUCAGGGAUGUCUUCUGUGCUUAUGUGUCCUUGCGCAUCUGAAGGAGGAAGAGCUAGAUGGGAUGAGGAAGCAAAGAAAUCGAGCUGCCGAGAUGGACUGGGAUUUCGAAAUACAGUAUCAUAUUGUUGGUAGUGAUUUCUUUCCGAGCCACUUCAAUAAGCCAUGGAUCUGGAUCAGUUAUGGAAUCUGUGGCGAGGAAGCUCACUUUGACGUGUCGAGAUCCAUUUCAUUCUCUGUCGUUUUUAGGGUUUUCAUUCAAGAGUAUUUCGACGAAGACGUGUUUUCAGCCUUGCAUGAGGGUCCAAACGUAGGAGACUCGACAAGCUCCCCAAGUGCAUGGAACUCUGCUGAAAGAUGGCUUCACGAUUGCACAACAGACCACGAUGAGUGCCGUGUAUCCGUUCAGACGAACUUGCCAAGUCGUCUUCUCAGCUUGAGAUCAGAUCGAUCAACCGCACUACAUCUUAUCACUGUGUCAGAUCUGCCUUGUCCCCCAACUUACGCGACGCUGAGCCAUUGCUGGGGCAAUUACCUCCCGCUUAGACUUCUCACCUCCAACAUCACCAAUUUCAUGUCUGGAGAAGCUUUGAGUGAUCUUCCACCAACCUACAGCGACGCCAUCGAAGCUUGUCAUAAAUUGGGCAUCGGCUAUCUGUGGAUUGACUCACUGUGCAUUAUCCAAGAUUCUGUUACCGAUUGGGAGCAAGAAUCGGCCCGCAUGGGGCAAAUCUAUCUCGGCGGCAUCUGUAACCUGGCUGCAACAGCAGCUUUUGAUGCAAGAGACGGCAUGUUCUACCCACGCGAUGCGCAACUCUUCAAGCCAAUAAAGGCGCGAAUUAACAAUCCCAGCGAAGAAGUUUGCUACAUUUUCAUCAGAGAUAUUUGGUCAGAUAUGGUGGAAAAAGCACCACUCAACAGCAGAGCAUGGGUCUGUCAAGAACGCCUAUUCUCACCGCGAACAUUACACUUCUGCAAGAGCCAGCUUGCCUUUGAAUGUAGAGAGCUUUCUGCUUGUGAAAGUCUUCCAACCGAGUACUGCGAGCUUCCUCGUCUUGCUGAUGGACCGCAAAGCAAAAAGCGCUGGAUGCAGAAAAUCGUACACCAUACGUCCGACACAGAGCCAAAUGACAUACAGAACUUGCUGCAAACAUGGAUGGAGUUUGUAGAGCUCUACUCACGUUGCUCGAUAACCUUCCAAUCUGACAUAUUGGUUACCUUUUCCGGCUUGGCAGCCACAUUCAAUGCUCAGCUGAACACGGACUAUUUAGCUGGCUUGUGGAGAGCAGACUUACCACAACAACUUCUUUGGCGUGCUGUAGGCUCUGGCCGAAGAAUCAGUACUUACGUUGCUCCUUCUUGGUCUUGGGCUGCCAUUACGAGUGAGGUCAGUUUCGGACUUCCUCCUUCGCCGGCGGUGUAUGAUCACGAUGCCGAGCCUCUAAUUGACAUAUUGGAAGUCAAUGCAACUCCUUCAACUGAAAAUGCCUAUGGACAAGUGAGAGACGGUUUGCUACUUGUCAAAGGAAGAUUGGCCGAAGUUCGCUUUGAAUAUCAGAAGAAGAAUCCCGUCAAAAGCUGCAAGCUCUAUGUUCGAAUUGAUGAUUUCAAAGAAGAAGCUACUGAGCGGUCCCUCAUAAUUCGAUUUGAUGAGGAUGAUUACACUCUAUACAACGAUGUCGACUUUGACCAAAACAUUGGAGACACAGAAUUGGCAGUUGAAAGUCUGUUCAUCUUGCCUGUCUUUGAUGAUUUUGAUGGCCAAAGUUGCCUGGUAUUACAGAAGGUCAGAGAUGGCACUCGAGGUGGGGUCUUUUUUCGGUGGGGCUAUCUCGAUCUUAUAGGACGGACAGCUGUCGAAUUGCUUGACGGAGGACUUCAGAGUUUUGAUAAGAGGAAUUCGGGUCGUGUUAACGAGGGAAAUUCUGCGAGGCUGGCCAAAGAUGGUGGACAUAUUAUUGAGAUCAUAUAAAUGCAAUGGCCAACUAGCCCUCAAACACUCGCUUCGACUUCGAACUG